Messenger RNA from Lachancea mirantina, 648 nucleotides. NCBI's taxonomy places the organism in Eukaryota, Fungi, Ascomycota, Saccharomycetes, Saccharomycetales, Saccharomycetaceae. The record is from the annotation of a GenBank genome assembly.
AUGGACCCACCAAACGAAUUCGACGUCUUAUCCCAAGACGUGGAUCAAACUUUGCGCGCAGAUAUUGACAACUUGGACCAAUUGCCCCUAGCGUCCGUUUUCGAUGUCAAGAGUCGGUUGGAAUCCGAACUUACCAGGUUGUUCAAUGCUCUCAAUGAGAUGGGUGCCGACAUGGAAACGCCUCUGGUGACGAACGAGGGUUACCCGAGGGCAGACUUAGACGUUUUACAAAUUAGACUCUUACGACGGAACGUUAACGUUUUACGCAAUGAUUUGAAAGCUGUCAUCUCGCGAGCAGAGGUACUCAUGGCUACUCAAUUCGAAAAAUUGGCCGCUAAGACGCAAGAGGUGAACAGAAACCGAGAAUUUGAAUCACGAAUCCCAUUUGCCAAGGUAGUUGACGUUGUUGCGACGAGUCCAUCGGAAGUAGCGGGCCUUAAAAAGGACGAUAAAAUCGUCGCUUUUGGUCGCGUGCAUGCCGGAAACCACAAAUCUCUUUCGGCAGUAGCACUUUGCGCGCAGGCCAGCGAGAACAAGCCCAUUUCGGUCAGAAUUUUGCGGGACUCUGAGUUUCACCAACUCACGCUCACACCGACGAAAAAUUGGAGUGGCAGAGGUCUGCUUGGGUGUCAAAUCGUUGCAAUUUGA